Gekko japonicus is the source of this 1246-nucleotide messenger RNA. RefSeq names its product hepsin (gene HPN). Gene Ontology annotation, molecular function: serine-type exopeptidase activity; serine-type endopeptidase activity. Gene Ontology annotation, biological process: proteolysis. The transcript is spliced from 11 exons. The record is from RefSeq and is a predicted model, not a curated record. Gene Ontology annotation, cellular component: membrane. NCBI's taxonomy places the organism in Eukaryota, Metazoa, Chordata, Lepidosauria, Squamata, Gekkonidae. Bases 32 to 1192 code for a protein of 386 amino acids.
GACAGCCAGUGGCUUCCUCCUGCUGGCUGGGAUGGGAGCCGGAAUCUGGGCUAUUGUGAUGUCCGUGCUUGGAAGCGAAGGCGAGAGUCUGUAUGUCGUUCAGGUGAGUCCCGGAGACCAGCGCCUCACCCUGUAUGACGAGAACGAAGGCAAGUGGAGGCUUCUGUGUUCGUCUCCUUCCAAUGCUCAAAUGGCCACCUUGGGUUGUGAGGAGAUGGGCUUCAUCAGAUCUCUCUCACACUCUGUCCUGUCCGCUGACACCGCGGGGCUCAAUGGGACUUCCGGUUAUUUCUGCGUGGAUGAGUCCCGCCUGCCUUUUGCCCGAAGGCUCAACGAGGCCAUUGUUGUGUGCGAAUGUCCAACAGGCCGGUUCCUGGCAACAUUCUGCCAAGAUUGUGGACGCCGGAAGUUGCCCAUGGACCGGAUUGUGGGGGGCCAAGACGCCAGCUUGGGCAGGUGGCCCUGGCAAGUCAGCCUGCGCUACGACGGGACUCAUCUUUGCGGGGGCUCCGUCAUUUCUGAGGAGUGGGUCGUCACGGCUGCGCACUGUUUCCCAGAGAGGAAUCGAGUGGUCAGCCGGUGGCGGGUGUUUGCGGGGGCCAUUUCUCAGCAGUCGGCCCGGGGGCUGCAGGUGGGGGUGACGAGUGUCGUGUACCACGGCGGGUACCAGCCCUUCCUGGACCCCAACAGCGAGGAGAACAGCAACGACAUUGCUCUCAUGCACUUGGGAACACCCCUUCCCUUCAGUGAAUAUAUCCAGCCCAUCUGCCUCCCAGCCUUGGGCCAGCCCUUGGUGGAUGGCAAGGUCUGUACAGUGACUGGCUGGGGCAACACACAGUACUAUGGGCAACAGUCGGACGUGCUGCAAGAGGCCAGCGUGCCCAUCAUCAGCACCAGUGUCUGCAACAGCCCGGAUUACUACGGCAGUCAGAUCAGGCCCAAGAUGUUCUGCGCCGGCUUUGCCGCCGGAGGCACGGAUGCCUGCCAGGGCGACAGUGGUGGUCCCUUUGUGUGUGAGGAUGGUAUCUCACAGACUUCACGUUGGCGGCUCUGUGGCAUCGUGAGCUGGGGCACUGGUUGUGCACUAGCCAAUAAGCCGGGAGUCUAUACCAAGGUCAAUGACUUUCAGGCCUGGAUCUACCGGGCCAUGAAGACGCACUCCCACGCCAGCGGAAUGGUCAUCCAGCACUGAGGCUCAGGAAGCUGCGCAGCUGAGCUGCUGCCUCGCCAACCGACUCCCCUUCCA